This is a messenger RNA of Liolophura sinensis, 6482 nucleotides long. RefSeq names its product dentin sialophosphoprotein-like. The record is from RefSeq and is a predicted model, not a curated record. Lineage: Eukaryota; Metazoa; Mollusca; Polyplacophora; Chitonida; Chitonidae. Gene Ontology annotation, molecular function: zinc ion binding. The coding region runs from base 136 to 4806 and encodes 1556 amino acids. The transcript has 2 exons.
ACUUCCUUAGGGAAUGAUCGGCCGUAUUAUACACGGAGCAGCACGGACAAUGGCUCUGGCUCCAGACUGUAUUAUGAUUACAGUUCUCCCACUCCAGGUACAUACCGAAAGACGUCAACGGCGACCGUCAAUUCUAUGCCAGAAGGUAUGAAGAAAAACGAUGCGGAAUCAGUCAGUUCAAAAAACAAUAUUUCAAAAACAGACACAGGUUCGAAUUUAUUGGACAAAAACCGUGAAAAAGAUAAUAAUAAAAGCGCGGACGUUGUUGUUGGAAAAGCUCAAACUACCACACCAUGGUACCAUUCGGCGUAUUCUACGUACAGCAGUCCUAGUAAAAGUGCAACCGAUGGAGAAGAGAAAUCUGGGGCAAGUGCUGAGAAGCAAACAACUGGGGAGGGUCAUAAGAAGGCACCUGGUCGUUUUUAUAUCAACAUGAAUUAUGAGCGGUGUUACCCGAAUUCUAGAACAGCUGAACAAAGAACAGGUACAGAGAAAGUAAUGAGUCCGUCAGAUAAGAAAAAAAUGUCGUAUCAGUCUACGCAGCCAGUUAAUUUGACACAGGAUGGGCCAGAUGACAAGACAAAAGUUGUCAGCCAACUUAGGCUAAAUAACUCGGACGAAAAACAAAACAAGUAUACACAUAACAGGCAAAUAUGGUCACGGGCAGCUGAUUGUACAAAUAUAAGCUCAGAAAAUCAUAGUGAUAGUAGUGAAAGAAGAGGACGUCGUGAGAUUUCAAACAGUGAACAGUCUGUAGUACAUAUCACAACAGCUGGUGAGAAAAAAAUUCAAAAUAUUGAUUUAAAAGUGUCUGGAAAAGUGAAAGAGGCCACAGGGGAUAAAGCGGAUACGUCGGUGAGUGAUCGAAAUUUCAAAGACUCAUCCAGUCAUUGUUUAAAGUCAUCUCGCGGUCUGACAAGUACACCGUGGCAUACAGCUAUGGGCGCGAAUGUUCAGUCGACUCACUCAUCCGAGUCGGCAAACGAAGAGGACGCAGGCAAGAACAUGGAGGGCACGAGCAGACGGCACGAGAGCAGGGACAGCUACAGAAACAGACACAAAAGCGAAGAAGAGGAUUACGUCCUCACGGAAUCCACAGCUUCAUUUGUGUUUCGGAACGGACAGUGGGUGCCAGAAGGGGGAUCAGACGACAGUUCUACCUCAACUCACAAGCCUCCUGAGAGAGUGACUUCAACGUACAGCGCGGCGCCAUUGUCGUCGUCAACUCAGUCUAGGAUAGACUCCACCUCGACGACCCGCGGGUCGGAGUUGUCAAACAGUGGACGUGAUAUGCCUUACAGAUCAACAUCCCAGUCAUCUGCUGGUAGCGUGAGUUCGUCCAAAUAUGAAUCUGCCUCAUCUAUGCCCGACUCUCCCGGGGUUUCAACCAGUUGGUAUCAUUCAAGGGGAGGUAAUUCUGAGCGGUCUGAGGACAGAUAUCGGGGUCGUCCUGACACUACGAACACUGACUCAACCCAGACUCAAGCUAAUAACACUGCUAUGAACUUAUAUACCGAGAGAAUGAAUAUUAUUUCUGGCUUUGAUCGAGACAUGGAUAGGGAAAGAAACAGAGACAAUCCUCAACAGACGGUGGUUACAGAAAAACUUCACAUUCCUAUGUCACCUCCUACUUUUACUGUAGGCAGCCCGAAGAAUAAAACAACGGGUAGUUAUUUGGAUCAAGAUUCCGGUAGGAGACAAAUAUCAGUCGAUAAUGCAACAGCUUCAUCUUCGUCAGGGCGACGUGGUAAUUUGGGAUCAACAAGUGGCAGGUCGGGUGAGUUCUCCUUUGAUAGAGGUACAAAAGAAACUCGAUCAAUGGCGGCAUCUGCAACUUCUAAUACACCGUAUUAUGUGACAGAACCACCCGAGGAAGAAAUAAGUCGAACCGACUCUAACAAUGACAAAACUUCAAUUCAGGACCGGACUUCACAGUCCGAUGACAACACAAUACUCUUUAUUGACGAAGAUAAUAUAGUUGAGAUAACCGAUGACAAGCCUAUGGGAGCUCAAAUUUCAAGCUCUGACAGGUAUGCCAGUAACAGUCGCCAUUGCCGCGAAGAAAACCUAUUUAAAUCUAGCCAUGGGACUGUAGAGUCACGACGCGGUGUAAGCUCAAGGGACACAGCCGAAUUGCCCGCAGGUGUAGACAUUACAACCGGCUCGAGCGACCUGACAGGUCAGCCCUACAGCGGUGGAAAUGUAAAUAGAGAAAAUAACACGACCUCUUCCGCCGGGUCUAGUCAGCCAAAUAUAACAGGCUUCAGUGGUCUAGAGAGAAAAUCACAGCACUCUGGAGAGAAGCGGGUCAGCGGAGACGGAACUGACGUUAGGAGUCCCAGUCAAGACACCUCAUGUGUAGGUGAAAAAAGCUCGCUUAGUACAAAUGAAAGGCUUGACACUGUCUCAACAGCAGAGCGACCCGGGCCAACCACACAACUGCCGAGAAAUAGUUCAGGCAGUGACUCACAACACCAGGACGACGGAGCGUUAGACAGCAUCGAGAACACAAGAGGUUUUUCUGAUCGAGGGAGCAUGUCGAACAACCAGAUAAGCGAGAGACGAGGUGGAAUUUAUUACAAUGAGAACGUCUCCCGGAGAAAUGUCACCGGUCUUCUCGCCUCCGAUCAGGAGGAUCGCAGGAGGGCUUUGGCCCUUUCGCAAACAGAGACUAGGCGCAGUGGUGAAAUGCUUCAAACUAACGACCGAUCUGAAGUGAGGCAAACACACGCAGGUCAGACCGCAACGAGGAGAGCGGCCGGAGUAGAAGUGUCUAAGGACGGGGACAGAAGUCGAUCGAGAGACGUAACGGACACCAUAGACAGGAACCGUAUAGACACCGAAUACAGAACUGAGACCCCCAGCGGAGAUGUCCAGGUAUCCAAGGUGAGAGAGGACAGACAUACCCACAGCCACCAGGAUAGACAAUUACAGGCAGAAAUAAAAAAGGACGGUAGGGAAGUCAGACAGUCCUCCUCAUCCAAAUCCGAGUCGGCUCAAGUGUCACGUGUGACAGAGUCUGGCGAUUCCAGAGUCUCACAGCGGCAGGAGAGACACUUCAAGAGUUCCAAGGUGACCAGGAGCAGCAGGACUUCCGGUUCCGGUUUCUCCAGAGACGGAUCACUGCAAAAGGCCAUUGGAUUUGGAUCUGACGACUCUGACGACGAUUGGCCGCGCGGUGGACGAAGUCGUGACUUUGGAGACGGUUCGGCGGUGUCCACCGGUGGGGAAGUUGACCGGUACACCGGACGAGAGUCUGACUCCGAUACUGAGCUAAAGGACGACGAACCUUACAGAGAAACCAUUGUCCAUGAGAACAAAGCGGCCGAAGUGUUGACCAAUUCCGUGUCUCGAACCGACAGAGAAGGAACCAUAACUCUUGCCGAGGAACGCCAGCGAGGACUGCUGGAUCGUGGAGUGACUAGGAAUAUUUCUGAGAGUGGCAAUAUUUCCACCCAACGCGUGCUACAGCGCCAACAGGUUCAGUCCGCAAGGAGGACGGCAUCGUCCAGCUACUCGCGGUCAAGUGGAAGUGGAGGUGGGGAUUCUGGGACUGUGUCUGCCGAAGACGAAGCCGUGAUUCUUGCGGCAUUGAUAGGGAGACUCGAAGAGAAGGAGGUUGCCCCGUUCAGCGCCAGUGAUCACCUGUCUCGACAGACCUCCACGAUGGGAUCGGAGAGUGGGGCCAUUGUGCCUAUGGUGAGGAAUACGGAGGAUGUAGAAGGGGAGGAAAAUGCCCAGAGUGCGGAGGAGCAGUCCAGAGCAAUCGCACGUGCCAAGCUUGAAUUCCAAGCUCGCCAGGCUAAAGUAAGACGCCCCGUGGCCCGUAAGAGGACGAUCAUCGUGGACGAAGAAAUGAUGGAAGAGAUGUUCCUGAGAUGCAUUAUCUGCCGAGAUCGCUACGAUACCGACGAGAAAACGCCCAAGCUUCUACCGUGCCAUCACACGUUUUGUCUGGAAUGUCUGAAGGAAAUGUUCCGUGUGGAAUCGGAGCAUAGGCAGACGCUGACCACGGCAUACCGUGACAAUGCCCCCAGCUUCGUUACCAUCCACUGCCCUACAUGCCGAGCCUCUCACAUGAUUACAGAUAAGGACUUUAAGAGUUACAAAUCAGACCACAAGCUUCUGGAACUGCUUGAGAUUUCAGCCUGUCCCAGCAAAGGUAGUCUUGGUUACUGUAAAAGUCAUAAAACCCAAAUCACUGACCAUUUCUGUGAGACUUGUCUCCAGGCUGUCUGCAGCGAUUGCAAAGUGUUGGACCAUCGUGAACAAGAUGGUCACGUGGUACACUCACGCGCUGAGGCGUUGAGGAUCUACGCCAAUCAGGCGUUGAUCACGUGCUGUAAUGCCGACAGCGAAGACCGGAAGCUGGCAGAUAUGGAGCGAAAUCUGUCAGGCGCCUUAGAUGUCAUCAACACAAAACUGUCCAACGCUGAGGAAAAGAUCAGGCAGACGUUCGACAAGUUCAAGGUGGCCAUCAACAACAGGCAAGAUCAACUGCUGGAAAAGAUCGAGACGGAAAUGGGGAACCGGAGAGAGGAAUUUUCAAACGAUUUGUCUGAGAUCACGAAACGCAUGGAGACAAUUGAGAAGACGCAGACCACCACGAAACAAGCCCAAGAGGACGAAGACGUCGAGCAGAUGUUCACAGCUCACCAGAAUGCGCGCGAGAUGUUCAAGAACACCUUCGAACCAAUCAAACAUCCUAAAUCAAAUAUUAAAUCGUCAUUUCAUUACGAUAAGCGUGACCGCGCAAACAUCAUGAACACGGUGUCGGACCACGGCAUGAUUACAUUCAUGAGCUAAUGCGAGCUUGUCAUUAAUCGAUCAAAUUGCAAAUCGUAAGGAGAGUUCUAUUGUUUCAUGAGUAUAAAAGAUACCAAAAUUUAAUUAGUAAAGUAUGCAAUUUAAACUACACAAUAAAUGUCAAACGUGGACUCUAAACAAUGUAUGUCUGCCACUUUGUUAUGCAUUUUAUGAACACUUUGUUACCAUAGCUACAGAGAAUGAGGACAGAAAGGUCAUGUUCAUAUUUUGUCGUCGUGUUUUAGUAUUUUUUUUAUAUUUUACUGGAGGAUAAAUUUCAUUCUCAGUGAAGAAUAUUUUUGAAGUUAACAGUUUCUUAAUGCUUUUUCUUGUUUUCAUAUUAAAAUUAUGACAUUAAGAGAAGGGGAGAAGCGUAUUUAGUGCUCUAUGUGUGAUGUGAAAUAAUAAAAAAUGAGCUAAGAAAGAUCUAAUUUUUGUUUCCAUUUUAUGUAAAAUAAGGUUUUUCACAGGAUAGGGCUCUAUGGAGAAAAAUCGUGCCAUAUUUGGGUAUGUGACUGAGAGUAACAAAAGUGCCGGAAGGAUAAAUCCCGUGAGAGUAAACAUUCCUUUCUUUUGGCGAUGGUGCGGUGCUGGCGAUCAACACGGCCAUUAAAGGCGUGACUGUCAUAUCGUUGUCACUACAAAUCAACGUUUUUCAAUGCGCAGAUUUUCAAAUAACCUUCAUACAAUGACAAAAAGUGUUUUCAGUAUGACUUUUAGUAAUUACUGACCGGCCCAUCAGGGUUAAACGCCUCUCCUGUAAACACAGAUUCCUAGAAUUCCAUCAGACGUGUACUAAUGUAUUUGUAUUUACAAGCAUCACUCAAAAGUGUAUCCAAGUGAUCAAAAUGUAUAUUUUGUAUUUUGACUGUUCCUUCAACGGCAUAUCAUAAAUGUAUUCGUCACGUUUCCUCUGUUCAGUAUUUUAAAUGUGUUUUCUUUCUCUUGUCAGAGAAAACUGUAUUUGAAUAAAAUGUUUUGAGAAUUGAAUGAAUCAUGUUUCAGAUACCAAAACAUCAUGACUUUGUAUUUUCAUUUGCUAUUUCAAUGAACUUUUUGUACUGUAUGAAUACAGAUUUUUGUUCUUUUCCAUACUUAUAAUUUUGUAAAUACAUAUAUCAUUCCGGACUAAGAUUAACCUCAAAGGAGAGAAACAGGCAAUAAGUAAGACCAUAUCCGUAUACGUUUGGAAAGACUAAUUUAUUAAGUGCGAUCUAGCGUAAAACAAGUGAUACUCAAAAGUAAACAAUUCGCCAGAAAAGUUGCUUUUAAAUUUUAUAUCCAAAUUAAGUAAAUGUUGUCAUACAUCCUCUAGAAUAUAAAAAUAUGUCUGUCAUUUUGAGGUCAGAUUUUAACAUGUCUGUGACAGUUCACUUGUAUAGUCGAUAACAAUCCUGACAUGCAAAGAUAUGUUUUGUAAAAUCUAUGUGUUGAAGUUUUGAAAUUAUGCCAUAAAAUCAAAGCUAUGUGUAACCAUUGUGAAGUUGUAUAUUCUAUGUACCUGACAAUUUCAGAAAGUCAAAGGACGUUGUUAAUUAUGUCAAAACAUGUUAAGUUCAUUGUACAACUGACAUCGUUUGAAAAGAGAUUUACAUUUAGAUGUCAUUAUUGUUUUGUUCAUCUCGUAUUAUUAGGUUUUAUGUGUAUAUGAAAAUUAUUAAUAAAAAAAGUCUUAC